ACACCAUGAAAGAUUCGUUCAAACGAAUUUGUUCGAGGGCUUCGGCUCAUUAGACAGAGACAGAGCGUGAGUAGGCGUGCGCGCGCCACUAGAUGCCGUGCUCACGUGCGCACGGAUCCAAAGAACAUGAUGAAACAGCUAAGCCGUGCAGAGACUCCACCCUCCAUCACGUUACGUAUCGGAUCGGCGGCAGCGCACAACCUUCAACUACGACGAGGCCUUCGGAUGAAGCGUCCAAAUGUUCAGGGCCCUCGGGGGCCGCCGGGAAAAAGCCAGAACAACGGCACAAAUCACCAACGUGGUCAGAUCUCCUGCCUGAGCAAACAGCCAUGGGGUCCAACUCUGGUUGUCCAGCGCCAAGAGAUGGCUGCCUACUUCAGGCUGUUUGAUGACGAUCUCAUCCAGGAUUUUUUAUGGAUGGACUGCUGUUGCAAAAUUACAGAUAAGUAUUUGCUAGCCAUGACAUUUGUCUAUUUCAAGAGGGCACGCUUCAGCAUCACCGAGCACAGCAGGAUGAACUUCUUUAUCGCUCUAUACCUUGCAAACACCAUGGAGGAGGAUGAGGAAGAGUCAAAGUAUGAGAUCUUCCCCUGGGCUCUGGGGAAGAGCUGGAGGAAACGUUUCCCUCGUUUCCUGAAGCAAAGGGACGAGCUAUGGGCUCGCAUCGAGUACCGAGCUGCAGUCAGCCGCCGCUGCUGUGAAGAGGUGAUGGCCAUCGCUCCGUCUCACUUUAUUUGGCAACGAGAGCGAGCGGCUCACCACAGCGGAGCUCAGCGUCAGUACCGGGACAGGGAGGAAUUACAGCUCCCACGAGGUCCUGCUGCCUCUCCUGAGCUCUGCGCUCUGUGCGCUAAAACCUCAGGUCUCUCCCCGUCUCCUCUUUCACUCACACUCGACCUGAGACUUCAGGAAACAACACCCAAGACCAGGAAAUUAGUCCAGUCCCAAAAUAAAACCUCCUGCUACUGCACACACAGACCAGCAGGAAGUGAUGUGCUCACCAAAGCCAGCCAUGACGAUUCCACAGACUGGAUUAACAAGGACUAGAGUCUCUGAAACCAGCUUUUCUCUCAGCAUCUGGUAGCACUACCCCGAACAGCCCCGUCUACACUUUAAGGUCAACGCAGUCUGCAGCUGGGUUUAGUUGUCGAUCGCAUCAACCGUGAGCUCAUCCUG
This is a messenger RNA of Tachysurus vachellii, 1176 nucleotides long. RefSeq names its product speedy/RINGO cell cycle regulator family member A (gene spdya). Gene Ontology annotation, biological process: positive regulation of cyclin-dependent protein serine/threonine kinase activity. The transcript is spliced from 7 exons. Gene Ontology annotation, molecular function: protein kinase binding. Bases 127 to 1047 code for a protein of 306 amino acids. NCBI's taxonomy places the organism in Eukaryota, Metazoa, Chordata, Actinopteri, Siluriformes, Bagridae. The record is from RefSeq and is a predicted model, not a curated record.